Messenger RNA from Camellia sinensis, 681 nucleotides. The record is from RefSeq and is a predicted model, not a curated record. NCBI's taxonomy places the organism in Eukaryota, Viridiplantae, Streptophyta, Magnoliopsida, Ericales, Theaceae.
AUGUUGAAGGAAGCUAGAGAUUUGUUUGAUGAUAUUGUUGAACAAGGAUUGGAUGCAAAUGCUGUAACAUUUAAUACCUUGAUUGAUGCUUACUGUAAAGCUGGGAGAAUGGAAGAAGCAAUUGCAUUGCGUGAUUUGAUGCUGGACAGAAAGUUGUUUCCUGAUGUUUCGACCUAUAAUUGCUUAAUUGGUGGUUUUCUUAGAGAGGGAAACAUGGAAGUCGCUAGUAAGCUUAUAGAUGAACUGGAGAAUAAGGGUUUGAGAGCUGAUCUUAUAACAUAUAACAUACGUUUAGAUGCAUUGUGUAAGAAAGGGGAGUCAAAAAAGGCAGCUAGACUUUUGGAUGAAAUGUUUGGGAGGGAUGUGAUUCCUAAUCAUAUGAUCUACAAUACUUUGAUAGAUGGUUAUUGCAUGGAAGGCAACCUCAGGGCUGCUUUGAAUAUGAGGACACGCAUGGAGAGAGAUGGGAAGCGGGCAAAUGUUGUAUCAUAUAAUGUAUUGAUUAAAGGUUUUUGCAAGAAGGGUAAGCUGGAAGAAGCAAAUGGGCUUCUUAAUGAGAUGUUAGAGAAGGGUUUGGUUCCAAAUCGAACAACCUAUGACAUAGUUAAGGAGGAAAUGAUGGAGAGGGGAUUCGUUCCAGAUAUAGAUGGGCAUUUGUAUAAUGUUUCCAUUAACUCUUAA